Molecule: messenger RNA, 2497 nt
Organism: Hyposmocoma kahamanoa
Lineage: Eukaryota; Metazoa; Arthropoda; Insecta; Lepidoptera; Cosmopterigidae
Product: homeobox protein aristaless-like 3
Exons: 3
Coding region: 523-1638 (371 amino acids)
Biological process (GO): regulation of transcription by RNA polymerase II
Molecular function (GO): RNA polymerase II transcription regulatory region sequence-specific DNA binding; DNA-binding transcription factor activity, RNA polymerase II-specific
Source: RefSeq, a predicted model, not a curated record
GGCGUGGGGCUCAAAGGGCCGCCGCUACAGCGUAGCGCACUGACGAGAGCGCCACUCCCCUGUGACCCUCUCGCACUGCCAUUGGCUCCCCGUCAACUCAGUGCCACGAUCGUAAGCGCCCGGUGUGCUCAUUCUAACAUCCCGACUCGGCCGCUGCGAUACGAAUGAAAAUAGCGUAUUCACGUCCGCGUUUGACGUUUCUCGCCGCCCGCCCAUUGGCUCGAAUCCUGUGUACGGAGCAGUAUAAUGGUAAUAUAAAUUGACCAACCGUAGAGCAAAUUUGGUUAGUUCGUUAAAGUUGAUUAAAGCCAUUUAACCGGGACGGACACGACGAUACGAACGGCGCGAGCGUUCGUCGAUCCCGAGGGCUCGACUAAAUGAAGUCAAAUAGUUUAAUAUAGCAGAUAAAUUGUGAGCUGGGCCGAGCGGCCCGAGGUGUGCGGCCAGCCAGCGGCAGCGACGGAGCCGAGCGAGGUGCGCGCGGAGGUAGCGGGCCCGCACGCGCCCGCCGCCGACCACUACAUGUACGUGUGCGGCGAGGCCGGCGGCGCGGGGCCGCGCUACGAGUGCGCCUUCGACGGUGGGCCCAUGGAGCAGCCGCCUUUCGAGGAGCACAUGUUCGGCGAAUUCGGCAAGGAGCGGCACGUACAGGUGGUGGUAGGCGCUGGCGGUGAGUUGCAGUACCGGGACGAUCUGCCGGUAUUUGCGACCACGGCAGCAAAUGCACCAUCUGCUGAUGUCAAGCGAAAGGACGAGCCGCUUUUACUACCGCCUGAUGGUGCGCCGCCACCGCCACCUGCGCACUCCUCCACGCCUGUCACAUCCAGCAAGAAGAGUGACAAGAAGAAAAACGACAACAACGGUAUCAAGAAAAAGAAAACCAGGACCACAUUCACAGCUUAUCAGUUGGAGGAAUUGGAGAGAGCGUUCGAGAGGGCACCGUACCCUGACGUUUUCGCCCGAGAAGAGCUGGCUCUCAAACUCAACUUGUCCGAAUCACGAGUACAGGUAUGGUUCCAAAAUAGAAGAGCAAAAUGGCGCAAACGUGAACCUCCACGGAAAACAGGAUAUAUUGGUUCCAGCUCGCCCAGUUCAACGACUCUUGGAGGUGGAUUCACCGGAAUAGGAGGUAACUUGCCAGGUUUCCCACAGAACGGCGGUAUACCGGCACCUGCAGAUUCGUGGUCCUACCAACAUUCCUAUGAACUUUCCUCACAUCACUUACUGUCUUCCAGUAGCAGUAGUUAUCCUGCUUUUAACGCUCAACCAGCAUAUUCUUACACAACCGUAUUAAAUGGCCAUGAUGGGCAAAUGUUUGCGCCAAGACAUUCGUACGAAUAUGGAGAAGGAAGCCCGCCACCCUUGGGGGUGAGAGAUUAUCCCAUGAUGGCUGCGCAUUCGCCGCAAAUGGAUGGCCACGGACAUGAUGAUAAGUUGGAAUAUAGGGCACAUGAGCAUGAAGAUAAAUAUCCUCCGUGCGCGCUGCAAGAAGAACCCCCUCGGUACACAGGGCCUACAGAAGAGUACGACAAACAUUACGAAAUGGAGCGUCACGGGGAUCUCGCCCAGCCAGUUGCCGUCAAAAUGGAACCAAGUCCAGGUCAACCAUAUACCACGCUGCCCCCUUUUUUGAACUGAAAUACUCCUUUUCAAAACUAUCCUAACUAUGAAUAAUUUCGAAAAGGAGUAUUAUUCUGUGUUUCCUCCUUAAACAUUUAAUUUUUCUAUAAAUACUUUUGGAUUAUGAAGGCGAUGAAGACGUGGUCAUGUUUAGUGAACAUUGCAAUAAAAUGUAAAUAAUAAGAUGAUAGAACGAACUUAUUAGCUACGUAUUUAUAUAAAAUUUGAUCUGUAAUGCAUUUUAUUAACAUUACGAAGUACGUAUACUUACAUUAUGUAAUUAAUUUGGAUAAGAUCUUCACUUCCAGUGCAUUCCUUGUGCCUUAUUACGGAGCCUAUUGUAGGUGGACCUAUUUUAUAAAUAAUAUAGCAUAUUUAAAGUAUGAUUAGUAAAUAAUAUAGCAAUUACGGUUUACAGUAAAUAUUUUUUCAUCAACACAUAAACGACGGAGAAGAAGAUCACAGUGCGACCAAAAUUUUAAAGGAAAAUAUAAACAUAUAAUUUAUUAUUACAAGAAAAAUGACUUCGAUCCGGCGGGAGUCGAACCAAAAAAAAACGGCAAAGUCAAUUAAAACAAAAAACAAAGAUGCAGAAAGACAGAAACAAGCGUAUAGAGAAAUACGUAACGUCUGCUAGUUCGUACCGUAGCCGUAGAUAGCUCUGUUGGGAGAGCGGUAGCCUUGGUUUGUUGGUUCGAGUCCAGUUAUUUGUAUCAAUAAUAACUCCAAACAUAAUUGGUAAUUCUUUCAUAUUUUCAGAUGAAAUAAAGACGUAUAAAGAAAUGAAAUAUUUUGAAUACACACUUAAUGAGGUAUAAAUUUUGUUUAAAUCCUUCACACAAUUUUAACUCAAAUAUUGGAAACAUGUUACGAUUAU